Amblyraja radiata (thorny skate) is the source of this 8189-nucleotide messenger RNA. RefSeq names its product disks large homolog 5. Lineage: Eukaryota; Metazoa; Chordata; Chondrichthyes; Rajiformes; Rajidae. Gene Ontology annotation, molecular function: protein binding. The coding region runs from base 277 to 6246 and encodes 1989 amino acids. The record is from RefSeq and is a predicted model, not a curated record. Gene Ontology annotation, biological process: negative regulation of hippo signaling. Gene Ontology annotation, cellular component: plasma membrane. The transcript is spliced from 35 exons.
AGGGGCCAGCGGUCAGGCAGCGGCCGAGCGGAGAGGACGAGCGCGCCCUCGGGAGCGGGAAUGGGGCCGGGCAGCGGCCUCUGGUACCGGCACCGAGCAGCGCCGCCUCCCCACAGCCGCACUACCCCUCCGCGCUGCAGAUAACAGCGGAACGGCGCCGGUCGGGCCGCUACCGAGAGUUGAGGAAGAAGCAUGAAUAGCACUACUGUUGUAUUAAGAAAUUCAAAAGUUGCAAGCUGAAUCAUUCUCGACCAAGCAGAAUGUGGUAAAAGAAACAUGGCUGAGGAUUGUGUUGGAUCUACCUAUAGUGUGCUGUCAACAAUGCCUUCGGACUCAGAAAGUAGCAGCUCCCUCAGCAGUGUCGGUACAGGCACGUCUGGGAAGGCAGCUUCUCCUCCACCGACUCUUAUGGAUACCAGGCAGAUGAGUGAGAAGUUAGAAGCCAUAGUUUAUCAACUUCGGCAGGUCACCCGUGAACGGGAUGAGUUACGCAAACAGCUGGCACUUUCUUCACCAGGCUCGACAUUUGACGAUUGCAGACCUAGCCCUAAGCCCAGCCAUGACUAUGAGAGACUGAAGAUGCAGUGCAUGAAAGCUAUGUCAGAUCUGCAGUCUCUGCAAAACCAACACACAAAAACGCUGAAGAAAUGUGAGGAGGCAGUAAAGGAAGCAGAUUUCUAUCACACGUUACACAAUCGCCUGCGAAUGGAUCAGUCACAACUCAAGGAAGAUAUGGAGGUCAUCAAGAGGGAGAACUCCCAGUUGUUACGGGAACACAAUCAUGCACAGCAGACCUGUGAGGAACUGAAGAGACUCCAUGAGGAGGAUCUGAAAGAGAUCACUGACCUGCGUUGUCAGCAGCAACAAGUUAUGAGGGAAAAUGGCUCAUCUGAGAUUCUAAAUAAACUAUAUGAUACUGCCAUGGAUAAAUUAGAAGGCUUAAAGAAAGACUAUGAUGCACUGAGAAAGCGGUACAAUGAGAAGGUUGCCAACCACAACACUGACCUCAGCCGCUUGGAGCGGAUCGACGAGGAUAAUCGACGAUUUCAGAAACAGAAUGAGAUGCUCAUGAAGCAAACAGAUGCUGCUGUUGUGGAGAAAACAUCUGUCCAGCAACAAUAUUUAUCUACACUGAAAAGAUAUGAUUCAAUACAGCAUGAAUUAAGUAAAGCAACAGUACAGAACAAAGAGCUCCAGAGGGAAAUGGAACGAUUGCAAACGGAGGUGACUAGAUACAAGACGUUGCAGCUGAAAGCAAUGAAGGAUGCAGAGAAAUACAAGGAAGAAAGGGAUACAGUACUGAAUGAAUAUCGACUGGUCAUGAGCGAAAGAGACCAGGUGCAUAAAGAGAUUGAUAAACUGCAGACGGAAUUGGAGUUGGCACAGGGUCAUCUGAAAAACACCUCUUCAGAGAGAAAAGUGGCCGGUGAAGAACUUGAAGCCCUUAGACAGGAGCUUCAUUCUGCGUUGGUAGAGCGAGAUCAUGCUAUCUGUGAGAGGAAUGAACUGCUGGAGAAAUACUGCCAUGAAGUGAAGGACAAAGCAGAAGCUCAAAAGGAGCUUGAUCAGGCUUGUAAAGAUAUUGAGACUGUGAAAGAAGAGAGAGAUGUUGCUAGGAAAGAAAGAACAGAAGCUAUCAUCCAGAGAGAUCAGUUGCUGCGGGAGUACUACCAGGCUCGACAGAAACAAGACUCGGCGACAUUGGACAUGGAAAGGGCCGGUAAGGAAAUCGAGAUGCUACGGAAGCAGUGUGAGGCUAUGUCCCAGGAACUAAAGGAAGGCAUACAGGAGGCAGAAGUGGCUAAACGCAGGCGGGACUGGGCAUUCCAAGAACGAGAUAAAAUAGUUGCAGAAAGAGAAAGCAUACGAACAUUAUGUGAUAAUUUGCGACGGGAAAGAGAUAGAGCUGUGAGUGAUCUGGCCGAAGCUCUUCGUGAUCUCGAUGACAUGAUGAAACAAAAGAAUGAUGCUGUUCGUGAACUUAAGGAACUGAAGGAAAAGAUGGAAACCCAGUUGGAGAAAGAGGCACGGAUUCGACAACUGAUGGCUCACAACUCCCACGAUUCAGCUAUUGACACGGAUUCCCUCGAAUGGGAGACCGAAGUGGUCGAAUUUCCAAAAGAUAGGGAUGACAUGGAUUUGAACGCACUGGGCUUCGAUGUAGCAGGAGGAGCUGAUGAACCUUAUCUACCUGGAGACUCUGGCAUAUUUGUUAUUAAGGUUGAUAAAGGAAGUAUUGCAGAUGGAAGGUUAAGGGUGAAUGAUUGCUUGCUCAGAAUAAAUGAUGUAGAUCUUACCAACAAAGACAGAAAACAUGUAAUUAAAGCAGUACUGAAUGGUGGAGGGGUCAUUAAUGUGCUUGUUCGAAGAAGAAAGUCCUUGGGAGGUAGAGCUAUCACUCCAGUUCAUAUCAGCCUUGUGGGUCACAAAGACAUUGGAAUCAGUUUGGAGACAGGAGUAUAUGUAGCUACCGUUUCCCCUGGCAGCUCUGCUGCUCGAGAAGGAUCGCUAACAGUGGGAGACAGACUCAUUACAAUAAAUGGUAUUGCACUAGAAAACAAGUCACUGACAGAAUGUGAAGCUUUGUUACGAAACUGCAGGGAUUCUGUCAGUCUUUCACUAAUGAAGGUGGUUCCUCAGAGUUCAUCUUGGAGUGGGCAGAAUAUACUUGAAACACUAAAGGAGUCUGAGAAAUCUGGUAACUGUCGGGUUCAAGAGUCGGACGUACAGGUUCCUAAUGCGCGAAACUUGAAACACAAUAGCUCAACGCAGACUGACAUUUUCAUUACAGAUUCGAACAUUCUUGAUGACAAAAGCGAUAGAGCUGAUCACAAAGAUGGCUGUUAUUAUGAUCGCAAACAGCUGUCCAGCCGUUCUUUGCAGCCUAAUACAUACAGGACAGCUGAGCAUAGUUGCUGCAACUAUCCAGACCUUAAAGUUAAUCCUCUCAGCUCAGAGAUUUUUUCUGAUAGAGGCUACGGGAUUGCGGAGCAUGAGAAAAGGUGCUUCACCUUUGACUCAACAGUGGCAGAUUGUGUUGUGGGAGAGACUGAAGUUGAAAAGGGGCAUAGUCCCAAGCACAAUGGUGGCACCUGGCCAAAAACAAUGGUGGAUGUUUCACCUGAACCUGGGAAACUCUCCAUAUUCAAAAUGCCAAAACAGAGGAAGCCAGUCUUUGAUCCAGAUACUUUCAAAAGGCCACAGACUCCUCCAAAGAUGGAUUAUCUCUCCCCAAUGCAAAAGCAGACACAUUCUUCACAGUCCUCGAAGAGUGAAUCUGGUUCAACGCCUCCCACACCUCCAAAGAGGAGUGAUUCAUUUAAAUUUAAACACAAGCAGCAAACCAGCUCGGCUUCAGAUUCUGCAACAACUAGUGGGUCACCUCCGACCAGUCCCGCUGCCCCUCAGUCACCUGCUGCCCUUGGAGUAAAACAGGACACCAAGCAUGAAGUCCAUGAUAGAAAUGUGGGCCAUUAUCACCCAACAACAUACUUAGAAGGAAGUGCUUUACUAUUAAGGACUUCCUCCGAGGAGGAAGGUCAUCAACGCGUUGAGGAGGUACAACCUGUCAGCAGACGUCGACCAAAAUCUGCUCCUGCUUUAAGACCCAGCAAACUUGCUCCUUUAACCGUUUCUGGACUGUCCCCUCAGGAGAGUGUUGACCCUCAUUUGCUGUAUGAGAGUCGCACAUCUAGCUCCCCAGUUCCCAGGUACAAUUCAAGUGAAGAACGUCUAUCUGCGGAGCCACAAGAAUGGCACCGUUACGCACCGAAACGCGCACACAGGCAGAGUGCUGGCUACACAUCAACAACAUAUAAUUCAGGUUCAGGCAGUGCACAGAGGAGCUUUGUACCUUGUCCAGCGGUGACAGCCGUUCUGCGAAAUCCAAAUGUUCCUUUCUUCACUGUGCGCAGUCGCAUGGUCCACAGCACCAACUACCCCUCCAUGGCGAGUCAGAUGUGCUAUCCACAUCCACAACAUAGAACAAGGAACCAUUCGCCAACUGAAAGCUUUCCUAGUUCUCCACGGACUCGGCAUAGACCUCAGAGUGCAAUUUGCUUCCCAGAAUCCAUGCAUACCUUUGAAGGGUUUAGCCCACAGCAUCAUGCACAUCACAGCCUGGAUCUGACCGGCCCAGACCACAACCAUUCAAGUGAUUUGUCCAAGUCUUCCAGAAGCAUAACACCACACGGAACACAAUCUCUGCCAGCCAGUGCACGUAUAGCUGGUUCAUCAAGCAGCCUAGCUUUUGCUCCCAGUAAAAGUGGAAGAAUUCGAAUCCCUUCCAACACAAGGUAUCCCCGAUUGACUACAGGCUCUGACAGAGGUUCUGAGAGAAGCAGUCCGAGUUUGAUUACACCUCCGCAGUCACCCAUGAAUCUAGAAACUUCUUCAUUCGGCAGCAGCCAAUCACAGAGUUCAAUUUCUUCUCUCACUAAGAUCUCCAUCAGCCCUGUGUCAACUGGAGAUUACAGGAAGGACAGGCCGUACCUACAUGAACCCCGUCACGUGACAGUACAGAAAGGAGCUGAGCCCCUUGGAAUCUCCAUUGUCUGUGGAGAAAAUGGAGGCAUUUUUGUUUCAAAAGUAAUUGGUGGAAGCAUUGCUCAUCAAGCAGGACUUGAAUACGGUGACCAAUUACUUGAGUAUAACGGUAUUAAUUUGAGGAAUGCCACAGAGCAGCAGGCUCGGUUAAUUAUCGGACAAACAGAGCCUUGCGAAACUAUCACCAUCUUGGCACAAUAUAACCCUCACAUGUAUCAACUGGGAAACCAUUCUCGCUCCAGUUCUCGAUUGGAUCCAAUAAGCAAUCAUUCAACUCCCCACGGCAGUGGAGCAACAACGCCUGACAAUCACUCGAUUAUUGAUGCUGUGAGUGAGCAGGACGAAGGGACAAUUACACCCCCGUCGAAGCAAACUACCCCAACCACUAGUCCACGCAACUCGAUAAGGAGGUCUAUUGAUUCAACCAAUCAAACUUUUGAGCCAAGAUUUCUAUUCCUGAAGAAGACACAGAUGGAUCUGGGGAUCCAGAUUUGUGGAGGGAAUCUGUAUGGAGUGUUUGUGGUAAAGGUUGAAGAUGACAGCCCGGCUAAAGGCCCCGAUGGACUGGUAACUGGAGAUAAGCUGCUGGAGUACAACGGUGUUGAUAUGCGAAAUGUAACGGCAGAGCAAGCCUAUGUUGAAAUGCUGAAGCCCACAGAGUCGAUCUCGGUGAAGGCUCAGUAUAAGAUAGAGGAAUUCAACAGGGUCAGGGAUGAAGCUGGAGACGGAUUCUAUAUCAGAGCACUUUACGAUCGAGUUGCAGAAGUAGAACAAGAUCUAAGUUUUAAGAAGGAUGAUAUUCUUUAUGUUGAUGACACUCUGCCGCAAGGAAACUUUGGUUACUGGAUGACCUGGCAAUUGGAUGAAAACGCUCAGAAACUUGAAAGAGGGCACAUCCCCAGCAAAUACAUGAUGGACCAGGAAUUCUGCAGAAGACACAGCAUGUCUGAGGUCAGGGACGAAAAUGUUAAGACUCUAUCAGCAGCAGCCAGAAGAUCAUUUUUUCGGCGAAAGCAAAAACACAAAAGGAACAAUUCAAAAGAUGGAAAGGAGAUGCUGGCGCUUGAUGCCAUAAGCACUGAUUCCAUCCCUCUGUUGGAAGAUUCUGGAAGUUUGGCAUAUCAAAGAGUGCAGAAAGUAGAAUGCACUUCCCCAAGGCCCGUGCUCAUCCUGGGACCACUGGUAGAUGCUGUGAAGGACAUGCUGGUCAAAGAUUCCCCAGGAAAGUUCUGCAGAUGUCCAUUAGAGGUUAUGAAAGCUUCUCAGCAGGCCAUUGAACGAGGAGUAGCAGACUAUCUCUUCAUUGACUACAAGAGGAGAAGUGGACAUUUUGAUGUCACAACUGUGGCCUCCAUUAAAGAAAUAACGGAGAAGGACUGCCACUGCUUGCUUGAUAUUGCGCCACAUGCCAUCGAGCGUCUACACCGAAUUCACAUCUAUCCGAUAGUCAUUUUCAUACGGUACAAAAACCUAAAGCAAAUCAAAGAACAAAAGGAUCCAAUCUUUCUGCGAGACAAAGGUACACAAAAAAGACAUUCCAAGGAACAGUUUGAGGCUGCUCAAAAGAUUGAACAAGAAUACAGCAAGUUUUUCACAGGCAUCGUCCAAGGAGGUACCCUGCCCUACAUUUGCACUCAAAUCAUGACGAUUGUUGAUCAAGAACAGAACAAAGUCCUUUGGAUUCCAGCUGGAACUCUCUAGGGCCUCAGUUUGGCAGCUCACACUCGUGUUGGUGUAGACGAUUGCUUUGUUGAGCUUGGAUUACAACUGUCCUGAAGAUUGCGGAUUACACAGAAGAGACAGCAUGUUGAAAGGCGUAAUGAGGUGCAGGAAAGGUUUUCAGCAUGGGAAUGUUGGGCAAAUGCUGUUAAGUAGUCCUGACAUCUACUGUACUGCAAUACAACGAAAAACCCUUCAAAUUGGAUUUUUACAGGACUGAUUUUAAAAUAUAUAUUUUAUUCUGCCUUCUUGACCCAGCACACUAAUAAAAGUUGGAAAAGUGAUGUUGCAACUAAAACUUAGAAAGACACGUUUACAAGUAAUGUUUCCUGAUUAUUUGUUUUAAAUAUUUACUUGAAUGUUUUUAUUUUUGUUGUCUUACUCUCCAUACUUUGGAUAAGCCGGCUCUUUUGAAUGAGGUUUGUGCAUGUGAAUGGGCAGGUUUACCUGGUUACAUGUAAUUAGCCCUGAGGUUCUACAAACAGGUUAAACUUUAUAGAAUUGGUACAGUGUGUUCUUGUAGUUGGGGAAUGGUAUAGUGACUGGUACUGUUUGGAGUGAGUUAUGAAAUUUGUGUGCACUCUCUUGAAGGGCAGACCACUGCAUUUGCUGUUUAAGAAGGAACUGCAGAUGCUGGAAAAUCGAAGGUAGACAAAAAUGCUGGAGAAACUCAGCGGGUGCAGCAGCAUCUAUGGAGCGAAGGAAAUAGGCAACGUUUCGGGCCGAAACCCUUCUGAAGAGUUUCUCCAGUAUUUUUGUCUACCACUGCAUUUGCUUCUGUUUUUAUUGUCUGUCAAAUAUAUUUUUCUGCAUGGAUCUUGAUAUGUAAACAGCAUAAUGUAUCUGAUCAUAUUGUAUAAACUAAUACCUUAAUUGUUGGGCCUAAUAUUGUGUAGCAAUGGAGUAAUGAACUUUUGGCUAGGCCUAGCAUGCUGAUACGACACUUUCUAAAAGCUGUAAAUAUUGAAGAAACUCAUCGGUGCAAUUUUGCAAGUUAUGUUGAGCUUUUUUUUUUUAAAAGAAAAAAAUCUGUGUGUGUAGCAGUCAAAUAGAUUUAUUUAACUUGAAGAAAAUAUUUCCCUUGGAUGAUUCGUCUAAGUAAAUGUAGUUAUAAGGCACAGUAAAUAAUUGUAGUGUUGCCACUGUCUGGAAAGCAGUCGUUGAAUCUGCAAUGCUUAUGGAUGUUUUUUUGUCAUAUAUUGUGCCAAAUUGUCAGCAUUUGUUUCCUCUGUUUUCAUGUUGCACUUGUGAAUCCAUGUGUGCCUAACACAGGAUUGCUCUUGGUCCUCCAGUUUGUCUCAUGUUUUUAGGUAGUUCACUGCUGUACCUACUGUCUUCAAUGCAAAUGAAUCAUUAAAGAAACACAAGACUGUUCCUCAUAUUUCAAUAAUUCUCUGGCGCAUAAUGGCCUUUCAGACAUUCCUCAAAACGCAUAAACUGCUUACAUUUGCAUACUAUAAUGAAAAGGGACGUUUUCUUGCAUACUGUGUCAAAAAGCAAAGUACACUGUAUUGCAUUUUACCAAUUGGAUUUAAAAGGUUACAAAGAUAUUAAGGCAUCAAAUAUAAUUUUGGCAAGUUGUUCACUUGAUUCACAUCCUGCAGGAGAGGUAGAACAACUUAUUUAUUAUUUUCUGUAAUAACUUGUUCUGGCAGUGAAGAAGCCUCCCUUUCACGAGUAAAGCAUUUUGUCGCAUUUGGUUCGGAUUUGAAUUUUGGCUCCGUGUACGUGUCCAAACUCACUGAUACAGUGACUCGAUCCCCAUGCAUCUACUGCCAAUGUAAGUUAUUGCAGGGCACAGUCAGAGUGUGAUAUAGAUGGUACAAGGUGAACAGGUACUGAUAUUUUUAUUCUGCGCUAAAAGAUUACUUUGUAUCAAAUGUAAAGCAAUUGAUUAGUACAAGAAUAAAGGUUAAUUUCUGAUA